AUGGCGUCGGCCAGGCUGUGGCUCUUAGAGAUGGGCCUAAUCCGCCCUCGCUCGGGCCCCAGCCCCCGCCCCACCACCACCAGAGCACCCUCAAUCGCACCGGACCGCACCCAUCAAACGCUCGGCAUUCUCUCCUUCGAGACUGCAAAAGCCAUGUCCCGCCUCCUCGCCCUCUACUCCUCCCUCAGCGACGAACAAUUCCAUUACCUCCGCUUCUCCGUCUUCCGCACUGAAGGCGUUGCCCACCUCAACUCCCGCGACGAAGGCUUCCUAAUCCAUCUCGUUUGCAUCGAGAAGCUCGAGGACCUCGACCGCGCAGCGGCCGCCAUAUCCCGCCUCGGCACGAAAUGCGGCAGGCCUGAGCUGCGGCGAUUUGAUAAGAUCUACGCCGAAUUGAAGCUAGGUACCAUCGAUUUCUCAAAAUCAAUGAUACCCAUCAAGAAACUCGACCGGAAGAUCGCGAAAAUGGAGAAAUUUGUGUCGGCGACCUCGGGUCUCUACUCGGGUCUCGAGCUUUUGGCUGAGUUAGAGGUCUCGGAACGGAAGUUGCAGUUUUGGAAGAGUUAUAGCGGGCCAUUAUCUCUGCACAAGCCGAAUUCUGGUCUUUUCGAUGAGAAGUUGGCAUGGCAGCGGCGGCAUGUGAAGCGAAUGCGAGCAGCGUCGCUCUGGAAUCAGCCUUUCGAUGACACCGUCCAGCUCAUGGCUCGGAUGGUUUGUAACGUUUUCGCACGGAUUUGUAUCCUUUUCGGCCCAUACUUUUCAGAUCUGCCACAGGUUCUGUUGGAUCGGAACAUGGUUUUUGUAAUUUCUUCGCAGAAAUUACAGCCACAGAGAGUUCUUCCGAUCCAUGCUUCUGGGCCGCUGGAAAGAUUUGUGGCGAGAGGUGUAAUUUCUGGGAAUUUCGGUUCUAAUUCAAAGAACCACGUCUUCGGGAGCGAAAAAUUCUGGAAGAGGGAGAAGGCGGGAUCCACAAUUCCAAUUCAAGAAAUCAGUUUUGGGUUGUGUUUGGAUGGGAGCCGGAGGAGGAUUGUUAGAAAGAGGAAGCGGAUUAUGGCGGAACCGUCGGUGAUGACGGUUGGUUUUGCGGCACUUGCGUUGCAGUAUGCGAGAGUGAUAAUCAUGGCUGAGAAAAUUCUGAAUUUGCCAGACGCAACUGAUGGCGAUUUGAGGGAGGAGCUGUAUCAGAAGCUGCCGUUGAGCAUGCGGAAAUCGACGAAGGCGAAGAUGAGGGGGUUCAUCGCUGGUACAGCGCAGGCGCCUGACCAGUCUUUCAUGGAUGGAUUGAAUGAGGAGGUGAGGAGGAAAUUGGGGUGGCUGGUGCCGAUGGCUCGUGAUACGAUGCAAUGGCAGGCGGAGAGGAAUUUCGAGCGGCAGCAGUUUGAUCUGAGGCCGACGGUCUUGUUGCUGCAGACGCUGUAUUUUUCUGAUAGGAAGAAGACGGAGGAGGCGAUUGUGGAGGUGUUGGUGGGACUCAGCUGCAUUUUUCUGUACAAGAGUCGAUGUCCGGUCGGCGAUGGAGGAGAAUGGAAAGGAAUGAAAGGCAAUGAGAAGGGUGGCAUUGAGAGUGGAUCUGGGGCGGAUCAGGUCGGGCAUCGUCCGGCCCAUUUACUCAUUGGACCUGAUUUGGGAGAUGGUUUGGUCCGUUAG
Magnolia sinica is the source of this 1647-nucleotide messenger RNA. RefSeq lists its product as uncharacterized. Lineage: Eukaryota; Viridiplantae; Streptophyta; Magnoliopsida; Magnoliales; Magnoliaceae. The transcript has a single exon. Gene Ontology annotation, biological process: positive regulation of growth. The coding region runs from base 1 to 1647 and encodes 548 amino acids. The record is from RefSeq and is a predicted model, not a curated record.